Messenger RNA from Schizosaccharomyces japonicus yFS275, 2244 nucleotides. Its product is annotated as ZIP zinc transporter Zrt1. Bases 528 to 1709 code for a protein of 393 amino acids. Gene Ontology annotation, cellular component: membrane; plasma membrane. Gene Ontology annotation, biological process: metal ion transport; intracellular zinc ion homeostasis; zinc ion transmembrane transport. NCBI's taxonomy places the organism in Eukaryota, Fungi, Ascomycota, Schizosaccharomycetes, Schizosaccharomycetales, Schizosaccharomycetaceae. Gene Ontology annotation, molecular function: zinc ion transmembrane transporter activity; high-affinity zinc transmembrane transporter activity; metal ion transmembrane transporter activity. The transcript has a single exon. The record is from RefSeq and is a predicted model, not a curated record.
AAAAUAUAUAAAUUGAGGCCCUCCCGCCUCGUUUACCUCGUGUGUCAGCGCGGCGUUCUUGACCCUUGGCAUUAAAAAUUUAACCUAAAGAGGAUUAGCCUAUUGUUCUCUGUUGGCUCCUCGCUUGCUGUGUUUUGGCGAAUCUUUUAUACAUACAUUGUCCUAAAUUGCAUGCUGUGUUUCACCCUUGACAAAGUCAAUUGAGUGAACGUUUUCGAGAAUUAUUGACAGAGUUGGUAUUUGUUUAUCCCUAUACUUUUUUUUAUUCCUACAACCACAACUCUGUUCCUUAAUUAUUAUUUCCCUGGUUUAAGGUGUAAACAGUGUUACUAGUACUUUUAACCUCAACCAUUUACUCCACCAAGACUUUCCUAGGAAGAAAAUCUUUUGCGUGAAAAUCUUCUGCGAAUCUACACUUAACUCGCAAAAAUCGGCGCCGAGGAUUAACCGUCGAUCAUCGUCCAUUACUAAUUGGCAUAUUGAAUUUGAAUUGACCACAGGGUCUAUAUACUACAUCGUCUCGCAUCAUGGGUUUCCGGGAUUACACAUUUGAAGAGCUUUUUGUCCACGGGUUACAUGCUGUGAAUGUAACCCAUCAGCUGAGUGCUCACUCCAAUGAAGAUGAGGACACAGGCACAGGCAACAGCAGUACUCCUAUUGUUUGUUCAGGUGACGAGAAUGGAUACAAUGGUCUUCUUGCAGUGCGUAUUGUUUCAAUUUUCGUUAUCUUUAUCACUUCGAUGCUUGGUGUGUUUACUCCCUUGGUCUUGAGUCACUUUAAGCAACGCUCGACUCGCUAUGGUAAUGUUAUGAACUACGUUUACACCUUUUGCCGUUACUUCGGUGCCGGUGUUAUUCUGGCCACAGCUUUCAUUCACCUUCUCGCUCCCGCUUGCAACAAGUUGUACGAUAGUUGUCUCGAUGCUCUUGGAUUCGAUUCAUAUGACUGGGCUCCUUGCAUUUCGAUGAUCGCAGCCUGGUUUAUUUUGGUGCUUGAUCUUAUUCUUUCCCGUUUCGUCGAGUAUAAAUUUGGUAGUCAAGGCUCCCACUCCCACUCUCACAGCCAACCUGUUGGUGACAACUAUCAGGAUCACCCUAAGGACUUGGAGGAUCCUACUUUGUCUGACAAGGAGGAAGAGUAUCACGUUCAAGAAUUUCCCAAGUCUGGUAACAGCAACACUACCGAUGUGACCGCCGUUACUGUCGAUCGCCAGAUGCUUUUGCAUCAACAGUUGGGCGCUUUCUACAUUCUCGAGUUUGGUGUCAUCAUGCACAGUGUCAUCAUUGGUUUGACUCUUGCAGUUUCUGGUGAUGAAUUCAAAACGCUUUUCCCCGUCAUUGUUUUCCACCAAGCUUUCGAGGGAAUGGGUCUGGGAUCGCGUUUGUCUGCAAUGGCUUGGAAACCCGGCUUCAAUAUUCAGCCUUACAUCUUGGGUAUCCUCUAUUCCAUUGUGACACCAAUUGGUGUUGCUGUCGGUAUCGGUAUUCGUAAGUCUUGGAACCCUAUUGCCCCUGGUAGUUACGCCGCUCAAGGUGUUCUGGACGCCUUCUCCUCUGGUAUUCUUAUUUACGCUGGUUUGGUCGAAUUGUUGGCUUACGACUUUUUGUUCGAUCCCAACCGCGAAAAGGGUACCUGGAAGACCGUCUACAUGGUCUUCUGUGCCAUGCUGGGUACUGGAUUGAUGGCACUGUUGGGAAAAUGGGCCUAAGCCGUUUGUAUCCAUAUCCCCCUUCCUUGUACCUCUUUUGCCUCUCCAUCUGUUAUUCGUUACCGUUUCGUUUGUAUUGUUUAACGCUGCAGUCGAUUUUAAUCAAGUAGCCUCUUUUUUUCCGGUGCCUCACUUCAACCAAGGUUACUCAUAAUGAGUCAGUCGUUAUUAUUCACAGAGAGAAGAUGAGUUGGUGUGGUGUGAAUUUGUAAUAACUGCUCAGCUAUGGUCCUUAUAUCCAUGCGUGUGGCGUGUACUUGUAACAGCAGGGUUUGCGCAAUGCAGACUUUUUCGAGGACUACUUAUUGAGAGGAAAAGAUAUGUCACUCGUUACUAGUCGAAACGUAUUCCUCCCUGAGGGAGAGCGUUUCUCCUCAAGUCCCUUAUUAUCACGGGCUUGACGCCGCGCUAUACACCUGUACGCUCUUUUUGUCUAACUUUCGUGAACCCUGAGGGUUAUGCGAUAGUUUUGUUUUACCUACUAUGUUCGCAAAUAAGAAUUUUGUUUUUCGUCUCCCUUUUCUCUAUUAAACAA